AUAGCAUGGAAUAGAAUAAUUCUCAGCUUAGCUUAUAUCUUCCGAACGACGUCAGCAUCAUCUCUACACAAAUUAUAUUCCUUUGGUAAUCACUAUCCCCAAUUGCAGAUUGUAAAGAAAUAUGGCAAGCAGAGCAUUACUUGUACUAGCACCAGCUAUUUUAUCUGAACGUAUUCUGCUCAAUCACAUUCCAAAAUCUGGAUUUCAUCAAUGCGUAAGGCAUAUCGAGAAGAAGUUUAAGGUUGCUCGCAACUUCUCUGCUCAUUCUAGUUUGGAGCGUCCUGACGUGGCCCGUUUAGCAGAAACUGCUCGUAUUUCUCUCACUUCACAAGAGGCUGAAGACUUUGCACCCAAAAUUCAGCAAGUGGUAGACUGGUUUGGGCAACUUCAAGAGGUGGAUCUUCAAAGUAUUGAACCAGCAAUACGCGCAGAUACCGAAGCAGGAAGUUUCCGUGAGGAUAGUCCUGAAACGUUUGACAACAGGGAGGCCAUAAUAGCUGCUAUCCCGAGUUAUGAGGAGCCUUACAUUAAAGUUCCGAAAGUCUUGAACAAAGAGUAACACUGUUUGGAGGGGUUCUAUGCGUCGACAGUUUAGAGGGGUUGUGUCCAGCGGUGAUGGUGAAGGGUUUUGUUGGUGAAAAGGUCAUAACUCAAUAGGCUUUUGAUCCGAUUGCAUUGUAUCAUUAGUAGGUCACAUGUAUGAUGUAUCUUCACUCGGUUUUACAAGUCAAGAUUUAUCCUAGUCAAAUUUAUGUUUACAUUUUGUUUUGUGAGAUUUCUUGAACAGGAUUUCUUCUUCUAUUCCAUUUAUCGAUAGAUGGAUACUUCCAUUUGUUUA
Molecule: messenger RNA, 838 nt
Organism: Erigeron canadensis
Lineage: Eukaryota; Viridiplantae; Streptophyta; Magnoliopsida; Asterales; Asteraceae
Product: glutamyl-tRNA(Gln) amidotransferase subunit C, chloroplastic/mitochondrial
Exons: 7
Coding region: 122-559 (145 amino acids)
Biological process (GO): glutaminyl-tRNAGln biosynthesis via transamidation; regulation of translational fidelity
Cellular component (GO): chloroplast
Molecular function (GO): glutaminyl-tRNA synthase (glutamine-hydrolyzing) activity
Source: RefSeq, a predicted model, not a curated record